Messenger RNA from Lactuca saligna, 684 nucleotides. NCBI's taxonomy places the organism in Eukaryota, Viridiplantae, Streptophyta, Magnoliopsida, Asterales, Asteraceae. The record is from the annotation of a GenBank genome assembly.
AUGGCAGGGAAGGUGGAUGAGCUGGAAAAGACUAUUUUUGUAGCUGCUAGAGACCCUUCUUUGUAUGGUAUAAAACAAGUGGAACUUGAAAAGCGAAGGAAGUGGACCACUACUGCUCCGAUUCAGGUGGGAAAUAUUAAGAAAGCAGUGAUUGUGGCCGGAAGCAGUUCAAACUUUGGUGGGAUGCGCCAAGAAUUAAUGCUUCUCAUCAGUGAAUCUCAUAGGGACAAAAUGGUAAAUCUGCAGAUGGUUCAAUCAAUGUCAUGUAGUAAUAUUUGGAAAUACAGCGUCUGGGGUGUUUGUUGGGCUGCUUCUUUCAAUGUCAUUAACAACAGUGGUUUGAAGUUUUUGAUGGAAAAGAAUAGUGUUAAUGCUCUUCAUAGAAAAGCUCACUAUCUUCAGCAACUUGUUCAGUAUCUGCUGGUCUAUCAUGCUCCUCAGCAAUUGGUCUAUCAGAUUCGUGCACAAGCUGUGGUGGCUCAGUCCGGUUUAAGCUGUUAUCCUCAGAUCCGAGCUCAACAUAUUCAGUGUCUCCCUCUUUUGGAUCAUCAUCAUUAUCAGUUUCUCCCCCUUUUUGACCAUCAUUAUGUUGUGCGCCAGGGGAAUGAGUUGGAAAAAGAACUCCCUUUAGUUGAUGGACAUCAGCCUCAAUUCAUAAAAGACGCGGACUCAUGUCCCGAGUAA